Aedes aegypti (yellow fever mosquito) is the source of this 1631-nucleotide messenger RNA. RefSeq names its product solute carrier family 25 member 40. The transcript has 3 exons. Gene Ontology annotation, biological process: mitochondrial transmembrane transport. NCBI's taxonomy places the organism in Eukaryota, Metazoa, Arthropoda, Insecta, Diptera, Culicidae. The coding region runs from base 416 to 1555 and encodes 379 amino acids. The record is from RefSeq and is a predicted model, not a curated record.
UCUGUUUUGCUGUCAAACGCUUGCAUGCAUGCAACGUUCCUCCCCGUCCAGUCCCACCUUUCUCUUUGGUCUGUGCGCGCAACAAAACUCUAGAAGCCAUCAGCCAGUUUAGUGAUUACGCGUAUACAUCGUGCAGUGAUAAGACAAGCGUUCCGUCCGUCGGAUUGUCAGUUUUUAUCACCCUCUUCACUGGUCGCGUAAAAGAUUUGCCAUCAAGCAAUCAAGCAGUCUUGGUGAGAGGAGGUGCACUUCAAUCGUCAGCAACAAGGAAGAUCAAACAGAAACUCAGAAUGACUGUCAGAUAUUAGCUGUGUUCAAUGACUUUGAUCGAACUUGCUCGGGUGCGCAAAGUUGGCAAAUGUUUCGUCAGUUGUUUUGGUGAAAGGCUCCUGUCACCCAUUAUACCAAACACACGAUGACCGCCGAAUCCGGUUCUCGUUCCGAAUCUCCCCUGCCGGCGCCCGGUGUCGACAUGGAUGACAGCCGUUUCCGGAUCCGACCCUAUCAGCAGAUUCUGUCGUCAUGUAGUGGAGCGCUUGUUACUUCGCUGUUCAUGACCCCGCUAGAUGUGGUGAAGACCCGGCUACAGACACAGCAGAAGAUGAUGCUGUCGAAUAAAUGCUACCUGUACUGCAAUGGCCUGAUGGAUCAUUUGUGUCCCUGCGGUCCCAAUGGAACGGCGUUCGCCAAACCGAAACUGCAUUUCACCGGAACGAUAGACGCGUUCGUCAAAAUCAGUCACCACGAGGGAGUUAAGUCAUUGUGGUCCGGCCUUAGUCCAACGCUGGUCCUGGCCUUGCCCACUACAGUGAUCUAUUUCGUAGCAUAUGAACAGUUCAGAUUGAGAUUGAAGGAAUUCUAUCUUCGUAAGAGAGACAAAUCAGCCGAAUUACCCUUCUGGUUACCGUUGGUGGCCGGCGGAUCAGCUCGAGUAAUGGCUGUAACGAUUGUGAAUCCGUUGGAACUGAUUCGCACCAAGAUGCAAUCCGAGAAGCUUAGCUACACUGAGGUUGGACGAGGUUUUCGCAGUAUGCUAAAAAUGCAAGGAAUCAUGGGACUGUGGAAAGGUUUCUUCCCAACUAUUUUGAGGGAUGUCCCAUUCAGUGGCAUCUACUGGACGACGUAUGAAACGUUCAAAAAACGCUGUAACGUAACGCAACCCACGUUUGGAGUAAGCUUUGUCGGAGGUGCCAUCUCGGGUGGUGUCGCCGCCUUCCUCACGGUUCCAUUCGAUGUGGUUAAGACCCAUCAGCAGAUUGAGUUUGGUGAGAAGUUCCUGUACGCUGAGAACGGCGAGAAGAAAAAGCCACAGAAAAGCUCCGGAACGUUUGAAACGAUGCGCAACAUCUACGUAAGGAACGGAAUCAAAGGACUGUUUGCCGGAUUGACACCACGGCUGGUCAAGGUUGCUCCCGCUUGUGCCAUUAUGAUCGCCUCGUUUGAGUAUGGCAAGAACUUCUUCUACAAUUACAACGUGACUCGAUAUCAGGCCAGGUGGGAGAAGGAUCAGGGCGCACUUAUAAAGACUAAAAAGCACACCGGCGUUGGGUAUUGAUGAGUUCAGUUCGGACCCAAUAGGUUUUAUUUUAUUGUUGAAAUAUAGAUUGUACAAAAGAAUGAAAACGAAAAAA